Pisolithus orientalis is the source of this 672-nucleotide messenger RNA. RefSeq lists its product as uncharacterized. The record is from RefSeq and is a predicted model, not a curated record. Lineage: Eukaryota; Fungi; Basidiomycota; Agaricomycetes; Boletales; Pisolithaceae. The transcript has 4 exons. The coding region runs from base 1 to 672 and encodes 223 amino acids.
AUGCACACCCUGUGUACAAGAGAGGACUUGGAUUUUGAUGUAUUUCUAUUUCCAGACAAUGCAACCAAUGACAAUGAAGGUACCCCUCAUCCUGCAACUAUCAAGUCCUAUAGGACCAGAGUACCAGGAGGUCCUAGUUCUGAGAGUGAAAUGAUCCAAAAUGUCAAAGGCACUGUAGAAAGUACUCUGAGGCACAGCAUUAUGGUGCCAGAGCACCAGGAACACAAAAUUCACAACCUAAAUGUCAUCAUUAGUUGUUUUAUCUCAUCAGGCAAUGCUCCCCUCAAGUGCCCUCCUGUGCAUUCCCAAGCAGUCCAUGGAGACCUUUACAUUCACCACUAUGAGAAUCAGGUCCAGAUUGUAGAAAUAUCUGUAGGCUACCUCAGUAGUGAACAAACUACUGAGGGAAUACUAGUAGAAAAUACUACAAGUAUAUACCCUUUUUGUGCUUAUAUAUGGUUAAGAGACAGUGACCAAUGGCUACCAGAUAUUAAGGACAGAUGUCACCACCCAACAUUACCAGAGUACCAUCUGUAUGUGGCUAAGGGCAUGGAGCCUACUUGGGUUACCAGGAAGACAAGAUCAACAUACAAAGAAAGGCUAAAGAAUCACAUUCAGCAGCAAGAGGAUGGUAAAUAUAUGCAUGAGUUGCUGUUCAAGCACCUUUUCUAA